Trichoderma asperellum CBS 433.97 is the source of this 1664-nucleotide messenger RNA. RefSeq lists its product as uncharacterized. Gene Ontology annotation, biological process: transmembrane transport. Gene Ontology annotation, cellular component: plasma membrane. The record is from RefSeq and is a predicted model, not a curated record. Lineage: Eukaryota; Fungi; Ascomycota; Sordariomycetes; Hypocreales; Hypocreaceae. Gene Ontology annotation, molecular function: transmembrane transporter activity.
ACCUUGGCAUGUGGACAUUUAUGUCUUGGUUUCUGUUUUGUCGAGUCAUCUGUUGCCGUAGUUGUCGCGAUGGCGGUCCUAGACGAACUCGAGAACGGAACUCCCUUGGAGAGUCUCUCAACUAGCGAUGAAGAGACACAAACCCCAAGCAUUGACAGCCCUAACCCACUAACUUUCGAGGACCCUCAUGAUCCCGCGAAUCCCAAGAACUGGUCGUUGUUUAGAAAGUUGUUUAUUACUUUCAUCUGGAUAGCGGGAAAUCUGGUGGCCUCGGUGUCUUCGAGUAUCUUCAGCAGUGGUGCCCAGGCAAUUAGCGAAGAGUUUCAUGUUGGUACGGAAGUUGUGACUCUAGGAGUCAGUCUAUUCGUCGUUGGCUAUUCCGUUGGACCACCAUUUUGGAGUCCCAUAUCCGAACAAUUUGGAAGGAGAAAGCCCAUGAUUGUUGGCAUGGCACUUUUUACCCUUUUCUGCAUCCCUGUCGCAGUAGGAAAGAACUUGCAAACGAUUCUUAUCGGCCGGUUCUUCUGUGGAGUUUCUGGCGUAGCACCCAUUGCUCUCUUUGGAGGCGGUCUCGUCGAUAUUUGGCACCCUGAGCAGCGCGCAAUUGCCAUGGCGACCGUCAUUGGCAUAGUUCUUGGAGGACCCUUGCUGGCUCCGGUGAUGGGCAAUUUUAUUACUGCUAGUCAUCUCGGCUGGCGAUGGACCGGAUGGCUGAGCUGUAUAAUGGGAGGGUCAUGUACAGUUCUAUGUGUCCUUGGAUUGCCAGAGACAUAUCCCCCUAUCAUCCUACAGAAGAGGCAAAAAUUGGAUCCAGCCUCACAGAAUUCACCAAAGGAUACAGAUGGAUGGAAUAGAUUUGUCCGCGUGUAUCUAGUCCGGCCUUUUGUCUUACUCGCAACCGAACCCAUCUUGGUCCUCAUGACCCUCUACCAGGCAUUUGUCUAUGGCAUUCUCUACAUCGUCUUCUCUUCAUACCCCAUCAUUUUCCGCGAACAACGUCAUUGGAAACUCGGUCUGUCAUCUCUUCCCUUCUUGGGUAUGAUGGUUGGUGUUUUCAUCGGCUCUGCUAUGAUUGUAACACGUACUGUGUUGGUUCAACAAGCGAGCCUUAAAAAGAAAGCUGAAGGCAAUUCUGAUCCUGCUCAGGCACCAGCACCUGAGAGGCGUUUGCCAUUAAUGAUGGCCGGUAGCGUGCUACUCCCUAUCGGGCUCUUUAUCUUUGGAUGGACUUCUGCUCCCCACAUUCCCGUGGUUGGGAUGAUCAUUGGCAGUCUCUUUAUUGGCGCCGGUUUGUUGUGUAUCUUUGUUACCGCGAUGACAUAUAUUCUGGAUGUCUAUUCGCACAUUGCUAACAGCGCACUCGGUGCAAACACCAUCGUACGCUCCUUUUUUGCGGCUGGCUUCCCUCUGUUUGCUAGUUACAUGUAUCAUGGUCUUGGCGUUGCAUGGGCGUCAAGUGUCUUGGGAUUCGUGAGCGUUGCCAUGAUUCCAAUCCCGAUUCUCUUUUACAAAUAUGGGCCGCGAAUCAGAGCUCUGUCUAAGAAUUUGAUGGUAUAAGUUGCGUUUUUGUGGGCAUCAUUUGAGUGGUCUGGAUCUGCGGCGCGGGAGUUACGCGAAGUUGAUUGUAUCCAAAUAUCUACUAUUUAUGCAAUCCAAUAAUGAAC